GCGACCUGCCAGACCUGCUCUAAUUGCCUUACCACAAACCCAUUAAGCACUGCCCUCAGCCUCCCCGUGGCUCAGCCUGCUGGGUCCCUCCUGCUCCGUGGGGACUGUAUCUCAAUUUGCUUUAUCCCCUUUUGGAGGUUGGGAUGUGCACAUCCAGCAGGCUGUAUGCACUCAUCGGGUCUCAUGGGACCCUAAAACUGUCCUACAUUUAUUUAUUUUUGGUGCCUUAGUGAUCUGGUGCUGGUGAUUCUGUUCAGCAGUGCCUUUGCUCCUUUGCAGCCUUUCCUCCCCAGGGCUGGCCGUGGCUGUGCUGUGGUUUCUCACCUGGAUGUCAGAGCUCACAGCUGUGACUUUUGGUCUUUCCUUCUGACGUUUGCAGGUCGGGUGCUGAGGGGAUGUGUGUGGCUGGUGGUGUGGGUGCUGCUCUUGCUGGCUGUGUUGGGGGAGCCCGGUUCAGCACCCAGCUGUAGGGUGUGGGUUGUACAGUAGCAUUAAAGGCUCAAGGUCCCCAGCCGUGCUGCUCAGAUCCUCGUGCCAACACCUGGCUUCUUUGCAAACAGCCUUUGCUUCAUUGGCUGCAAUCAAUAAUGUGUCUGCAGCAAAUCCCCACGCUGCAGUGGGUUCAAAGUUUGUGUUUGGAGAGAAAUGUUACGAGGCUGGAUGGGGCUGGUGCCUUUGGGAGCGAGCAGUGCUGUGGGCUGAGCUCCCCACAAUGUGCUCCUAAGGCUGGGACCUGCAGCACCUGGUUUGGGAAUGUUGUAUUUGUGCUGCUCUGGUGCUUCGGGCUGGAAGGAGCUGCCAUGAGGUGAUCCCUGGGCUGGGGAGUAGUGCUGUGGGCCUCCAGGCUCAGGUCAUUGCUCCAGGACCCUCAGUUUGGCAGCAUGAGGAAGGAAGGCAGGGAGCUGCCCUGCCCUUUGCAGCAACUGCUCCUAGGCAGAAUUUCCCCGUGAGCUUGGGUUUCUCUUCCUGCAAAGCCUUUCGCUUUAAUUAUUAACCAGUGCCAGGCUGUGCCACGGCUUUGUGGCCAGAGAUAAAAACUGGAAAGCAAAAAGACUGGGGGGAGCUGGGGCUGCACCUCCUGCCCUGGGGGCAGACAACCCAGUGUCCCUUUCCUGCCUUCCUGUCUGUCUGUCUGCAGGGCUCUGCAGCAGCAGCUUUGAAUGGUGGCAUUGUGCUGCAAAUCAUCACCGAGUGCUUGUGUGUUUGCGUGCACACACGUGUGCCUGAGCAGGGUCUGCAUUUGUGCUCAUGGCUGCAUCUGUGUGCAGGUGCUGUGCGUGCAGUGUGUGUGUGUGCAUGGCUGUAGGCUCUGUGUUUGUAGUGGGGAGCAAAGUCCCAGCACUCUCUGUGUUCGCUGCACCUGGGCACUCCCAACUCCUUUUCCAGGCUACUAGAGCCCUGCUGGCACAGGUACCAUCCUUCUAGGGCAGACCUGCUCACUCUCAGCCGUGUGCUUAUCACAUGUCUGCUGCUCCCAUUACAUUCCGGGGCAGCUGGGCACCGCAGGCUAAAAAUAAUGCUGGUAAAAUAGAUUGCUUCCUGCUGGCACGCAAGGCUGAGCCAUGCCCUGUAUCAGGGCUGGCCCUGUGCCACGGGCACCCACAGGACCUGCGUGCGUGGGGACACGGGGUCCGAUGGCAUCACACAGGUUGGGAUGCGUGGCUCAGUGCUGGGUUGACACCCUCCGCCCGCAGCCCUGACUCAGUUUUCCCACGGGGCCAUCACGAAUGGAUGCGGGAUGUGGCAACGUCAGCCCCACACAGAGAGGUGUCACAGGGGACAGGCACCCACGCAGGGCUGAGGGCACCCACCCUGUGCUGGGCACAGGGCUGUGGUGGCUUCUGGUUGGGGCUACGGUGCCACUGAGCAGUGUGAUGGUGGCACCUGGGGAUUGUGUGGAUGGGAAGGGUGGAGGCCACCCUGGAGAUGCACAUCCCUGGGGCUCCCAGGAUGCUCGCAGCCAUGGAAAGCAGUCCCCAUCUCCAUGUGUGUCCCUAUCUGUGUCCCUUUCUCUAUCAGUGACUCCAUCUGUGUCCCCAUCCCCGCUGCUGUGUGCUCCUCCCCGGGGCCAGCCCAGCUGCUUUGCCUUCACCUUCCUCUUCCUCCCCUAUGCCCCACCUGGCACAGGGAGGUGGCUGUCAGCUGAGGCCACUGGGCCCCUCCCCGGGGAUGGGCGCUGCUAUAAAGGCACGGGGACAGGUGAAGGGCAGCACAUAGGAGCCAGAAAUCUGCAGGUGAGUCUGGAGAGACUUGGGCUGGGGGGUGAGACUGGGUCUGUGGGAUCAUCCCCCCCACCACCUUAGGAUGCUGCUAACAGGCAGGAUCCUGCCUGGCUCCAGUGGUGCUUGGAGCACAGGUUGGAGGUGGGUUCUGAUGUUUGGGUGAUGUUUUUUUGGGCACAGAGCUGUGCAGGUCAUGGGGUGGAGGGAGUUGGUGGGGGGCUAAGGACAGCAAGAAGCAGUGAUGGAGGAGUUUUGUCCAUGGGGGUGUUGCCCAUGGGGACAUCUCCCGGCUGAGUUUGGGGAAACUAAAAGAGCCUCCGUGGGUGCCUGGGUUAGCCAGCACAUCAUACCUGGAGCAGGGUGGCUGCUGGGAUGCUUGUGCUUGUGCUCAUGCCCAGCAUGUGCCCCAGCUGCUGGGAUGUGACAGAGUCCUGAGUCAUGCCCCAGGCUACAGGUGAUGGCUGGGACACAGAGAUAGGAGUGAGCCCAGCCCUGUGGGUCCCUGAGGGGUGUUUGUGGCUCUGCACCAAGCCCUAAAAAGCCCCGACCCUGUCCUCAUCCCAUCCCCAUCCCAUUCCCAGGCUCAGCAGCAGCGAUGGCAACGCUCUACCCCUCACUGGAGGACAUGAAGGGCCACCAGGUCCUGCAGGCACAGGCAUCUGCUGGGAUUGGCACCCCUGCCACCACGGUGCUCACUGAGAAGCCAAAGCUCCCGGAGAAGCCAAAGGUCACCUCCAGCACCGUGCCCUCAGCACCACCCGCUCUGUACCCCAACCUGGCUGAGCUGGAGGAUUACAUGGGGCUGGCGCUUUCCAGCGAAGAGAUCCAGAAAAACCUCUUCCCAGAUAGCAGCACUGCGCUGACUCCCGUCGGGUCUCUGCCGGGACAGCUGGUUGCCCCACUGAGUGGGAACAGUGCGGGGCUGCGGCGGGCAGAGAUCAAACCAGGUGUGCGGGAGAUCCACCUCUGCAAGGACGAGAGGGGCAAGACGGGGCUGCAGCUGAAAAAUGUUGACCAGGGCAUCUUCGUGCAGCUGGUGAAGGCCAACUCUCCGGCGGCGCUGGUGGGGCUGCGCUUUGGUGACCAGAUCCUGCAGAUUGAUGGCAAGAAUUGUGCAGGCUGGAGCAGUGACAAGGCGCAGAGGGCGCUGAAGAAGGCAUCCCCGGAGAAGAUUGUCAUGGUGGUGAGGGACAGACCGUUCCAGCGCACCGUCACCGUGCACAAGGACAGCACCGGGCAUGUGGGUGUCGUGGUGAAGAAGGGGAAAAUCGUGUCUCUGGCUAAGGACAGCUCUGCUGCCCGCAAUGGGCUCCUGACACACCACCACAUCUGCGAGGUCAAUGGUCAGAACGUCAUCGGCAUGAAGGAUAAACAGCUGAUGGAGGUGCUGGCUGGCGCAGGGAAUGUCAUCACUCUGACCAUCAUCCCUGCUGUCAUCUAUGAGCACAUGGUGAAACGGCUGUCACCGGGACAGAUGAAGUCAUCCAUGGACCGCUCCAUCCCCGACCUCUGAUGCAAUCCCCGCUGUUCCAGCACCUGGGGGCAGAUGCCGAUGUGGGCACCCCUGUGGCCAAGCCUGGAAGAGGGGAGGGAGCUCAAAGGAAAUGCUGGAGGUACCCCUUCAGCCCCCCAAAAAGAGCCCAUGAGAGCUACUGGUGUGACACCAUCCCAUGUCCACCAGUUCUCAGCACACGGACCAGGGUUGGGGAACGUGCUUCUGCCCCCAGUGCCUCUCCUUGUCCCCAUGUCCUCCCCCCGUGCCCUCCAUAUCCACCCCAGGGCAGACGCCAAAGGCCGUCUCCAGCGAAGCAGACACAGACCCAGCGACGUUUAUUACAUCCACCGCAGUACAGGACAGCGGAAACGAGAGAAGAGAGGGGGGAGGUUUACA
Messenger RNA from Phasianus colchicus (ring-necked pheasant), 4113 nucleotides. NCBI's taxonomy places the organism in Eukaryota, Metazoa, Chordata, Aves, Galliformes, Phasianidae. The record is from RefSeq and is a predicted model, not a curated record.